ACCAAUAGUUGGCUGGCUAGGGCACCGUGGCAUAUAUAAAAAGCGCAUUCUUUUUCAUUAGCUUAGUCUUAGCGCCCACAUAUCUCUCUCUAGCGGCAUAAACCCUAGCUGGUACUCACAGCCGGCGACUCCGAACGCCUCAGAUCUCCUUCGCAACCAUGACUUUCAAGCGCAGGAAUGGUGGUCGCAACAAACACGGCCGCGGUCACGUCAAGUUCAUCCGCUGCUCCAACUGCGGCAAAUGCUGCCCCAAGGACAAGGCUAUCAAGAGAUUUCUUGUGAGGAACAUUGUCGAGCAAGCUGCAGUUAGGGAUGUUCAAGAAGCUUGCGUCUAUGACCAGUAUGUUCUUCCAAAGCUGUAUGCAAAGAUGCAGUACUGUGUUUCCUGUGCUAUUCACUCACAUGUUGUGAGGGUUCGCUCUCGCACUGAUAGGAGGAAGCGUGACCCACCACAGCGUUUCCUCAGGCGUAGGGAUGAUCAGCCAAGGCCUGGUCAGCCUGGUCAAGCACCCCGCCCUGCUGGAGCUGGGAAUCCUGCCCGAACAUAAAAAGCUGUUAAGCUUAUCACAUAUGCAGUCAUUGCUGUCCCUGGACCUUUCAGUUUUGUCUAGGAAAUCUUAAUGGUUUAAUUUACUGUUUUCUUUAUGGAUGUUUGAUUCGAUGAGUAUGAAACCUGGCAAUCCAUGAAUUUAAUUUUCAAAACAUGAUUAUGUACUUAA
This is a messenger RNA of Quercus robur (English oak), 719 nucleotides long. Its product is annotated as 40S ribosomal protein S26-1-like. The transcript has 5 exons. Bases 159 to 548 code for a protein of 129 amino acids. Gene Ontology annotation, biological process: translation. NCBI's taxonomy places the organism in Eukaryota, Viridiplantae, Streptophyta, Magnoliopsida, Fagales, Fagaceae. The record is from RefSeq and is a predicted model, not a curated record. Gene Ontology annotation, cellular component: ribosome; cytosolic small ribosomal subunit. Gene Ontology annotation, molecular function: structural constituent of ribosome; mRNA binding.